Messenger RNA from Diachasma alloeum, 5530 nucleotides. Its product is annotated as centrosomal protein of 162 kDa. Gene Ontology annotation, cellular component: centrosome; centriole; axonemal microtubule. NCBI's taxonomy places the organism in Eukaryota, Metazoa, Arthropoda, Insecta, Hymenoptera, Braconidae. The record is from RefSeq and is a predicted model, not a curated record. The transcript has 4 exons. Gene Ontology annotation, biological process: cilium assembly. Bases 149 to 4369 code for a protein of 1406 amino acids.
UCCACGACCUCCCCCCCGCGCGCCCGACCCAGUGGUUCUUCGCAGAAAAAAACAAACAAAUAAAGUGAUGUCAAACGACGCCGUAAUAAUGAUCCUGCGGUCAUUCACUCCCAAUUUUUUGCACAAAUAAUUGAGCCGAAGUGCUAAAAUGACGGAAGAUAAUGAGGAUACGGCACUGGCCGAAGAUGGGACAAUCAGCGAGGAAGAGUCUAUGCCGUCAUCCAUCAGUCGUAGUCUGGGCGAAUGCUCAGUUCGUCUGAAGGAAAUUCCAAAACCUCCUGAGGAUAUUAAUCCAGUAUCCGGUCGAUCAGAGGAUGGGGGAAAAAAAUGGUGGUUGAAACGUCCAGAAACUCGACUUGGGUCCUCGUCGUCCAGAAAAUCAGAGGCCAAGUCGAUUCACUCGCCAGAAGGCACUUCGUCCAUGCGAGAGUUCCUGGAGAAAGAAAAAUAUUGCAGGGUGAUGCAUAAGGAGGAGGCAGACGGGAGGGACAAAGAUGAUACUCUCUGUGAUAUUUUGGCGUCUACUGCAUUCGAUAAAUAUCCUGAAGAUUUCGAGAACGCAACUGACGAAGACAUCGGCAGUUUCCUCGAAGAGAUGAGUAAAAUAGCGGGUGCGUUGUCCCCAAAUUCUGCUCCGGAGCGCACGAAGUCCCUGACCUCUUCGAAAAACCACACCGAAGAGGAGAAGUCAGUGGAAGAGCUCCUGCAAGAAGCUGAAAAAUUAGUCCGUGAAAACGUAAGCCUAUCAAAAAGUUCCUCUCGCUCCGAAACCCUGAUGCCGUCUCCCGAAAAUUCAAAAGCCUCCAAAGCUCGUGCCAAAAGACUCGAAGACGAUAUUUUCAAUUUCAUUCAGCAACAAGUUCACAAAGAGAGUGAAAAGAUGCGAAAGAGUCCGCGGAGCGAGAGACAGCGGCCCUCGAGCCCGGAAAUUCGCGUAACCUACGAGGCCCCAAAUUCCCUGAAACCCCCAACACCCCUAGAACUCCAGAAGAAACACUUCGAAGAUCAAAAAGUCGAGGUGUCGAGUAGUUCCGAUCUCGACGAUCCCAUAGAGCGUCACUCCAAUUCCGAAGACCUCAAGUCCUUAAAAAAGUCCCAGGAAGACAAAGUCAAUCUCCAAAAAGAGAUAACCGACGUCGACAAAGACUUUUUCGAUGACUUGUUGAAAAAGUCAAAGGAGAAAAUGGAGGGAGGACUUUCCGGCAGCUCGAGCUUUGGUCAGGAGGACUUCUCCCAUUUCCUAAAAAUCCUCCAGGGAAAGUCUGACCUCGAGGGCUCGAAAAAUUUCUCCCACCAGAUUGACCCCAUCGCGAGCCCCCCAACCGAUCCAAAAAGCUCCAUCUUCCCUGAGAAAGAGAUCACAGAGAUCUUAAAAAAGGAGCUGACAAAAGUUCAGAGGCCAAAAAAUUCCCACGAAAUUGUUGAUUCCGACUCCAGCGCCAGCAACGAGCGCUCCGGCAAGUCCCGAGAGUCAGUAUCAACAAGAGGUAGUGCAUUGUCCAGAAACUCUAGUCGAGACAGAGCGACCAAAGCAGAAAUCCGAAAAGUCCCCAAUUCCGAGACUGAACUGUACACAGUUGGCCUCACCCCCAGACUCGAGCUGUUUGCCGACGCGAUUCCAAAAUUAAUGGCGGAAAAAUCGGUGGAGAUUGCCCAGAAGAAUUCACCGCAGAUCACCCCCCGAAAUUCCCGCGAAACUCCUGGCGAUGAGGAGAGAGAUCGCGAGAUUUUCGGGACGAUUUCCCUGAACUUGAGCUCGAAAGCCGAGGUCGGUAGCUCGUCGAGAGGGUCCAAACCUCCGAAGCCUCCAGACAGGAAGUUUCCAGGUCGUUGGGGGCCCCUGGGGCCCUCGCGAAGUUACGACCAACUCCCACACCCGAUGACGUCCUUCCGAUCCUCCCUGGACGACGUGAGGAACCCCAAACCCCCCGAGAACCUCAAAAAACCCCCCCUCGGCUCUAGAACUGUCACUAAAAAUCCGAAAAUCCCUUCGAGGCCCCUCCAGACGUCCUCCUCCAAGGUCAAACUAUCGUUGAAACCCACCGUUCAGAAGCAGCCCCUGACAACCCGCGGUAGAACCCCCGAGACGAUGAUAAAGCGCACGCUGGCUGGCGGUGACAAUCGUCGAAACUUCUCAAAGAGCGAUUACGAGGCGCUUUACCUCGAGGAGAAACACAAAACAGCUCUCAUGCGCGAUCAGAUCGAAGCCGAGGCGAAAUUGUACAAACAACAGAUUCACGGUAUGCGAGAGUCCUUCGAGGAAGAGCUUUUCAUCCUGAAAAAGCAGAACAUCAUUCUGACAGCUAAAGUUGAUGAGCUGACCUUGAAAGAAGCGACCGAGAGGCGAACGGAAAUUCCGGGCUCGAGAACGGAGACGAGGGUUAACUUGUUGGAGAAGGAACUGGAGCGACAGGAAAGCUUGAUAAGAACUUAUGAGACUGAGAACAAGAGGCUAAUGGUGGAGACGAAGCGUCAACAAGAGGAGAUCAAGAAUCUUGAGCAGAGGCAGAGGUUUAAGGACACUCCAGUGACUUCGGGUGAAGUUGAGAAGCUCAAUGACACCAUCAAGGACCUUCGGGAGGAGAUUCUAAAGCUCAAUUUGGAAGCUUCGGAUCUUCGUCAGAAGAACUCGGAUUUGGUUCUCAAGCAUGACGAUGUGGUACAGCAGAACAGUCUCCUUCAGGACGAGCUUACCCUGUUCAAGGAGCAAUUGAAGUCCAAGGAUAAGUUCAUAACUGAUAGACUUCAAUCAAUGAGAACCGAGGAGAUGGAGACUCGAAGGAAAAUGGAGGAGAUGAGGGUUGAGCUUUCAUCGAAGACUGAGAAGCUAAGACUAACGAAUGCUGAAUUUGAAGAGUUCCAGCGGGCGAUAACACCCCUAGAGAAGGAGCUUUUGGAGCUCCGAGUUAAAGAGCAAAGCUUGCAGGAGAAGCUCCAACUGUCGAGAAGUCACGUGGAACGUGAGAAAGUCCUGACUCAAAAGCUCAAGGACCAAGUGAUUCUAGACAACAAGAAGAUCCUCGAUUUGAAUCGCCAAGUUCGGGAGAUGGAGCGAAUUCUGAAGCGCAAGAAUCCGGAUUCUGUGUCUGCUUUGAUUCUCACUGCAAAGUCCGAUCACGAGCGCAUAAAUUUGGAAAAAAUUAAGCUCUUGGAGGACAGGAUUGCGUCGCUAGAGGGCGAACUGCGCGCCAAGGAAGAAAUUGGUCAAGAGAAGCUGUCAGAUUUACAGCAGAAGUUCGCGGAAAUGAAGGAUAAGUACUCGUCGCAAGUGUCUGAGUUGGAGGAGAAGCUCCGAGAGGCUGCAUCGAAGCCCCAGAAGAGUCACGUCAACACUUGCACGCAGACAAUGGCAAAAAUCACGGAGAACAAGAGUGUCGAAGCGAAACGAGAUGACGAGAGGCUUCAAAAAUUUUCGGACAAGGAGAUGAGGAACGGAAAGCCGAACUUGAAGUCUCAGAAUCCUAAAGAGGACGCACACUUGAUCGCCACAAUAAGAGGUCUGAAGCUCGAGCUUGCGAACAAAGACAAGAGUGUGCAAAAAUUCACGAAAGAUGUGCAAGAGCUUCAGAAGACCAAUCGCCGUCUGCAGAAGGAGCGAGAGAGACUGUUGAAUGAUCGUCGAAGCUUUCGCCCGGGGGACACGGAGAAGCUCAGGGGCACGAGGCCGGAGACAAGUGAUCAAAAUUCAAACGUCUGCCUAAACGGCCAUUUGUCGAAUGGACAGAAGUUCUCGGGAUCCUCUCAAAAGCUUUAUGAUCCACUUCAGUUUUCGGAGAAUGGCGAAAGCUCGGUUGUCAAACGAUUGACGGGUGAGAACGAAAUAUUGAAGGAGGAGUUGAGCAAAAUGAAUAAGGAUUAUAUGACGCUGAAGAACAAAAGACUGCACGAUUUGAAUUUACUCCAGGAGGAGCACGAGCGAGAGGUAGCAUCGCUUGUUAAGGAGUACAGCGUCAAAUUUGGCGAUUCAAAAGUCGUUAAACUUCAGGGUCAAAUCAACACUCAGAUCGCGAUAAUUUCGCACUUGAAGGAGCAGAUUGACAAACUCCAGGAUUACAAGGAGCAAGUGAUUGUUCUUAAGGUUGAGCGGGAGCAUCUCGAGAGUAAAGUGAAAAUUUUAAAUGAGAAGGUGAAGUACCUGUCGACACCGGGGACUGAGCAGUUGCAGUUACUGCAGGACAAAAUUACAAUUCUUCAGCAGAGGCAUGAGAGCCGGGAGAUGACUCUCCAGAAUUUGGUGAGAGAUUUGCUGAGGAAUAGGACGCUGUGUCGUGAUUGUAAAGGGGAGAAGGGAAAGAGUAAGCAGCUUUGUUAUUUUCGACAAGAGUUGGAUCAUAUUUUGGGAAUGCUGCAGGAAAUUGCCAAUGUUUAGAUGAGUACCUUUUUCAUUUUUGUGAUAUGGUGUUCUUGACGCGUUUGAAUAUCGGCUAUGUAUGUGCAGUCUUUUUUUAAACGAUAUUUUACAGUGGAUUUUUCAUUCCGAGGGUUUUUAAGCCUGCGAAAGAAUCUUUCUGCCUUUUGAUCUUGUCUGAAUGGCAGGGCUGGCGGAAUAUCAGUGGUGAUAUGGAAAUUGGGAGGAAAAUUCGAUGUUGAGAGUUUAAUUUCAUAAGUUAAAUGAGAAUAAUAAUAUUUCGAGAUUUCAUUGUCAAGAGUCAGGUGAGGUAAAUCUAAUUGUUGAAUUCCAUGAAGCGAUUGUGAAGUCGGUAAUCAGGAAACAUCAAUAGGAAUGGGUUAAAUGCAUCGUUGAUCUCAAAUUUUGACUUUAAACUUUUCGAUUUUGAUGUUUGACACUCGUGAUAUUGGACACUCUCAAAAAAUUCGAAUGUUACCCCAAAUACUCCUGCUCCGGUGGCCCUGCGAAAUAUUGAACAUUCCCAAUGAGAUUGAUUUUUACAAAUAGCCAAAAAAUAAUGCUACUGAUGUCCAAUCGAUACUCCUGAGUAGUUUUCCAAAAACAAAUUGCAAGUAAUUUUGAAUAAUGCAUAUUAGAUGAUCGAUUGGGGUCACUGCCAAAGAUAAUAUUAACCGCUGGAGUUUGACCAAAAACUUUGGCAUUUAUUUUAAUGAAUUUGUCUCUCUAAAUGUCGCUGAGAUCUUGCCAGAGGAAAAGUAAUGAACAAAUCUUCCAUGAAUUACAGAACAAAAUCUUAAGAAAUGUACUAGACAUAUUUUUUCGCUGAGAUGGUUCGCUGUAAAUAGAUUAAACUGAACUCAUUUCGAUUAUUGGAACUUGUAUUCGUGUAGUUAGGUAACAUCAACAGAUUUUUGUCGUAGGAGACAUCACAAUCAACGAAUUUUUUUUUGUAUAGAGUAUAAUAUAAUGAUUAAAACAUGAAUACGUAAAUCGUAUAUAUCACUCAUCACUAAUUUAUUGACAUAAAAGGAAAGAAGAAAAGAUCAUCUUGAAAUAAUUCCAUUGAGAUAUUCAGUAUUGCACGAGAAAUAUACUCAUUUUUUACAUGACACUUUUUAGCUUUAAACUACAAGAUAAUGUACAAACUCAUCUUGAAUAAAUCAAUCUUUUUCGUCCAGA